AUGGAUCCAUAAUUAAGUCACUACACUUAAUUCUUCAUCGUAGUUACUAAUCUUUGCAAGACUAAUCAAAUCACUCCAGAACAGAAGUCCUUAUUGAAAGGCAAUCUCACUCGAAAAGAGGAGAAAAUCUGUCGUAUGUUGAUGUAAAAUAGUGGUCCUGGCAAAGAAAUGCAAUUGCGAGAAGCCCUGCUUGAUUACCUGGCUGCGUAAAACAAACAAAUACAAAGAAGGAGAUCACAUAAAUCAAAGACUGUUCAUUUCAUGAAAGAUGUAGCAGAGCAGCAGGAAAAACAACCAGAGGUUGUCCCUCCUCAGGAAUCGUCAGCCCAGCCUUUGGCAAGUGCAGCAGCUGUUAUGAUUGAACAACUGACUGGGGUCUUACACAAACAUAUUGAUAAGCAUAGUUUGCUUGUACCAGAGGAUAAAGAGAAGCUGAUAUAACUGAGCAGCUUAAUUUCAAAGCUAACAACAGAGUAGGUUGAUUUAGAUGGAGUGAGUCCAUUUAGGUUUAGAUAUUCGUCGGAAAAUAGCAGAUUAGCUGAAAUAAGUGAGAAGGAUCUGGAUUCCAGUGACGAGGACGUCUACGAGAAAAUGGCAAAGGGAAUAGACGAGAUCUAUAAAGAGUUAAAGAGUAUUUUCACUGGAAAUUUGCAUACACAUUUACUGCUCAUGUAAGAGGACAUUUCCUAUGAGAAUUUAUAUUAAGUCCUGAAAUUCUUACUUAAAAUCCUGGUGGAUGCAGAUGAAUUCACCUUCUUCAUUCACAGAGAUAAAGAAUGGGAAGUGUACUAAUCCUCCAAUGAUUCCAUCAAAGACGUAACACCUGAAGAAGCUCAGAGGGUAACGGAUGAAUUAGCUUACAUUCGUCCCUUCUGUAUUUACAGAAUAGAUCCAAAACAAAGACAGUAUCCUUAAAUUGAAGAUACCUGCAAGACGAUUGGUUAUGCCCAAACAUCAAUUGUGAAGUUUUAAUUGCAAUUAAAGAAUUACGAAGUUCUAUUUUGUCUUCAUUGGGCUGACAAAGACAAGAAGAAUAUCAAAAGGAAAUUCAUAAAUUAUGCCAAUAUGUAUGGAUUCAACAAGGAUGUGACUCAUUUGGCAUAAUUUCUGGUGGAAACCAUCAUUACAGCCAAGGUCCAAUUCUUCAAUCCACUUAGAUUUGCUGACUAAGUUCAAGAUAUCGGAAUUAGUUUCAUGCGUAUAUCUAGAUUUUUGUUGGUCGAGGGAAUUGAGAAAGUCCUUAGCAUAAAAUAUGAGGUGGAUAAGGAACAAACUUUCUCAACCGAUGAAAAUAUCAGAAGGUUGAAGGAAGCCUCGUGUGUCAAAAUCGAAUUAAAGGAUUCAAACCCAGUCACCUUAAGAAUAAAGGAUAUGGAUUUGAAAAAUGAAUAGGAUCAACACUUAUACUAAGUGAUCAUUCAAAUCCAAGAAAAGUAUGAUGGUUAUGUGAAGUUGUGUUACGAAAAGUCAGCAUUUUAUAAGUAUUUCUUGAGGACGACAGAUUCCUUAUUAUUCGAUUUUAAUAAACAAGGAGAAUUGAUUUUCUUGAGUAGACCAAUCUCUAAAUCCUUAAAAGAAAGAUAUAAUAUCAACUUUGAUCCCAAAGCCAUUUUGUAUAACAAGAUUUCUUAUUAGGAUAUCUUUGCUUAGAAUAGUAUCAUAUCGAACAUUGAGGUUAAUAUUUAGAACAUACAUGAAAAUAGAAGAAAUCAAUAUUUGAGUAAUUUGGAGAAUCCUUAGUUUGAAAUUUUCCUCAAAGUUGUUGAUAAUGAUUUUAAAGGGUUUACUGUGAUUUUCCAUGAGAAUGAAGCCAGAAGAUUGAAACAAUACUUCAUGGCAUUAAAAAUUGACAAUAUGACAAAUGAUGUCUAAAAAGAGGCAGAGGCCAAUAAAUCUUUAGAGGAGGACAUUUAGAAACAAAUAUUAAUUUAAUACAACAAACAUCAGACAUUUAAAUUUUUAAAUUAAUUGGAUGAAACUCAAGAUGUAGCCAAUUCUAUGAUUGCACUAUUCAUCCCUGAAAAUGAAUUAUCAUAGAUUAGACAUCGCAAAACUGAUGGUAGAAGUCCAGAGUAACAAAAUAAGGAUAUGUAGAAUGAUUAAUGGAUUAUACCUCCACAAAAGUAAAAGAAAAUAGGGUCUAGUGUUUAUGUUAAGUGUUAGUUAUAAUUAGAAACAGUGGAUGCUAAUCAAUUUAAAGUGAAUGAAAGUGACUCUUAAUUGGAUCUAUUUGAGUUUAACAUCUUAGUCUUAGACUCAUCAUAAGAGAAGCAUCGAAUAGUGUAUAGCAUUUUAGAGAAGAAUGGUUUCAUAUCCUAAUACAAUUUAAAUAAACAAUGUUUAGCUCAAUUCUUGAGUGUUUUGUAGAAGAAGUACAACAGACGAAAUAAUUCAUUUCACAAUUAUGAUCAUGGAAUUGCUGUGAUGCAAAGUUCUCACUUCAUGUUGUAAUGUGGAAAGGCAAAACAAUUCAUUGAUGAUUUCAGAAGAAUGUCAACUAUAAUUUCAGGUUUGUGUCAUGAUGUAUCACACACUGGCAGAACUAACAUUUUUAUGAUUAAUAGCCAAUCCAAAUUAGCAACUCGCUAUCAUGAUUCUAGUCCUCUGGAAUAGCAUCAUGCUGCAACUACUAUUUUUAUGUUAAAGGAUCCUUCACUCAAUUUCUUGAAUUCCUUAUCAAAGGAACAAACUCAACAAUUCAGAAGAGUUCUCAUAGAUAACAUUUUAUAUACUGACAUUAAGGUCCACUUCACAUUGUUAAAAGAUUUUGAAAGUAGGAUCAAGGAUGAAGUCACGAAACCAUUUGGUACUGGGGAUGAUGAUCUAAAAUUAUUAACAGGAAUGAUUAUUCAUACAGCAGAUUUUAAUGGAGGAGCUAAGGUCUUUGAGAUUUCCAGAAUUUGGUCUGAGAGAGUUAAUAAAGAAUUCAGUGCAUAAUAUGAUGAAGAAGGCAGAUUGGGAAUUCCAUAAACACCAUUUUUGAAGGAUCUUGAUAAAUUGCAUAUUAUGGCUAAAUCUGAAAUGGGAUUCUUUAAAGUGAUUGUUAGACCUCUUUGGUUCACUUUGAAUACCUUCUUUGAUGGAUUCCUCCAGUAAAGCAUAACCAAUCUUGAUAACACCAUUAUUAGUUGGGAAAAAAUCUAUCAUGCUAAUCUUCCUAAAGAGGAGAGAUAACAAUAAUAAUAAUAAUGAAUGUAAUUUGUUAAAUAUUAUGAUAUCAUUUUACAACAAAAUACUAAUAUCAAUUAAA
This is a messenger RNA of Paramecium tetraurelia, 3250 nucleotides long. RefSeq lists its product as uncharacterized. NCBI's taxonomy places the organism in Eukaryota, Ciliophora, Oligohymenophorea, Peniculida, Parameciidae. The transcript has 7 exons. The record is from RefSeq and is a predicted model, not a curated record. Gene Ontology annotation, biological process: signal transduction. Gene Ontology annotation, molecular function: 3',5'-cyclic-nucleotide phosphodiesterase activity.